Molecule: messenger RNA, 1485 nt
Organism: Penicillium atrosanguineum
Lineage: Eukaryota; Fungi; Ascomycota; Eurotiomycetes; Eurotiales; Aspergillaceae
Exons: 3
Coding region: 1-1485 (494 amino acids)
Biological process (GO): sphingosine biosynthetic process
Cellular component (GO): membrane; intracellular membrane-bounded organelle; cytoplasm
Source: RefSeq, a predicted model, not a curated record
AUGUCCUCCGACGCACCGGGGCCGUCGGCACCGCAUGACUCGAGUCUGAUUGUCGAUAAAGCAGUCACCCUGACUCUGGGCAGUGACUCGCUACUGAUUGCUGACAACCGCACUUCUCGCCAACAGAACCGUGGCUGCUGCGGACUAUGCAAGUCAAGAAAGAAGACUAAUACGACGCAAACAAUAUCUUUAUAUAAUAUCCUCGACGCCGAGGUGAAUCCCUCUAACCUCGUCAUCACGUUCGCCGAACACUCCUCGUCGGACAUUGUCACCAUUUCCGUUCUUCACUAUCCCAUCAGCGAGAAGGAGAAGCCUGCGAUCGAGGCUUGGGUAAACAAGCUACUAGUCCAGGCAUACGGUACCGCUCAGCGCAGGAGGCGCAUCAAGGUCCUGGUCAAUCCUUUCGGUGGCAAGGGAACGGCGGCGAGCCUCUACCAAACAUAUGCAGCACCCAUUUUUGCCGCCGCGCGUUGCCAGGUGGACGUACAGAAAACUGAGUAUCGCGGCCAUGCCAUUGAGAUUGCAGAGCAGCUGGACAUCGACGCGUACGAUGCGAUUGUCUGCUGCUCCGGUGAUGGCCUGCCCUACGAAGUCUUCAACGGCCUAGGCAAGCGAUCCAACGGCAGGGAAGCUUUGGCAAAAGUGGCGGUCGCCUUGCUUCCUUGUGGCUCCGGAAACGGAAUGACUUGGAAUUGCUUGGGAACAGGAAGCGUCUCGAUCGCGGCUCUGGGACUUGUGAAGGGACAAAGUGCUCCUCUUGAUCUGGUCUCAAUCACCCAAGGGGACACCCGCACUCUUUCUUUCCUGUCGCAGUCCUUUGGUAUUGUCGCCGAAUCGGACCUGGGUACAGACCACGUCCGGUGGAUGGGCGCCCAGCGCUUCACCUAUGGAUUCCUCGUUCGGCUGCUGAAGCGUACUAUUUGGCCGUGUGAUCUUCACAUCAAGGUUGAAAUCGAUGAUAAGCAAGCUAUCAAGGACCAUUACGCCACCUUUGCAGCUCGAGAAGUCGAUCCUAAGGCUGACAAAUUGCGUCUUAAGGCUGCCGAGCAAUCGCCAGCGCUGCCGGAGCUUCAGUAUGGCACGGUCCAGAGUGAGCUCCCAUCGGAUUGGGAGCCCGUCCCAGGUGAAACGAUGGGCAAUUUCUACGCAGGCAACAUGGCCAUUAUGUCAAAGGAUACCAACUUCUUCCCUGCCUCGCUCCCAGAUGACGGACUCAUGGACAUCGUCACCAUUGACGGAACUGUUAGUCGCACGACCUCCCUGAAGAUGAUGAAUGAGAUCAGUACGGGUGGCUUCUUCGACAUGCCCGAUGUGACCAUCCGCAAAGCCACGGCAUUCCGCCUGGUUCCACACGAGAAAGAGGGCUAUAUCAGCAUCGACGGCGAACAGGUGCCAUUCGAGGCCCUUCAAGCCGAAAUUCACCGUGGGCUGGGCACGACACUCUUUAAGACUGCAGGUCUAUACGAGGCUGACGGGCCGAAGUGA